Molecule: messenger RNA, 495 nt
Organism: Effrenium voratum
Lineage: Eukaryota; Dinophyceae; Suessiales; Symbiodiniaceae
Source: the annotation of a GenBank genome assembly
AUGGGCGGCAGCGGUGCGCAGACGCCGCAGAACACGACGCCGCGGAACCUGACACCCAACGCCUCCAGGAGUUUGCUCCCCGUCGCCAAGGCCGACGCCAAGGCAACACCUAAGCCCAGCAGCCCCAAGGCGCCGAGCAGCCCCAAGGCGCCGGGCAGACCUCUGCUGCCGAGCCCCAAGCCGACGGCGAAGUCGCCCCCCAGCCCCAAGGCGAACCAAACGCCGCGUGCGCUGACGCCGCCCAAAGCGGCGCCCAAGGUGGCCACGCCGAAGGCGGUCACGCCCAAGGUGGCCACGCCCAAAGCUGCCUCGCCCAAGGCGGCGUUGACCCCGAAGGGCGCGCCGUUGACCCCGAAGGGCGCGCCGCCCUCGAGUCCCAGAGGCGCCUUGGCGGCGGCCAAACCGCCUGCCAGUCCCAGAAGCGCACUGGCAAAGGCAUUGGAUGCCAAGGCCAAAGGUGCGUCGCCGAGCGCCGUCCCCAAGGUGCGGCGCUGA